Molecule: messenger RNA, 2457 nt
Organism: Hermetia illucens (black soldier fly)
Lineage: Eukaryota; Metazoa; Arthropoda; Insecta; Diptera; Stratiomyidae
Gene: XRCC1
Product: DNA repair protein XRCC1
Exons: 6
Coding region: 84-2183 (699 amino acids)
Biological process (GO): single strand break repair; base-excision repair; double-strand break repair via nonhomologous end joining
Cellular component (GO): nucleus
Molecular function (GO): damaged DNA binding
Source: RefSeq, a predicted model, not a curated record
UCGCGCUCUCAUGUAAUGUUUAUUAUUGCGCGGUCCACUCACCAGUUCGCUAUCAAAGAAUUUUUAACAAAGACGGAUAUAUAAUGCCUUUGGCCUGUUUUAAAAGUGUGUAUGCUGUUAGCAGUGAAGAUCCGUCCCACAAUGGAUCGAAUUUGCUCAAGGCGCAAUCCGGGAAGAAGUGGAAAACCAAGGAAAUUGGGGAGAAAUCAGCGCACAUCAUCCUACAACUUGAUAAGCCGCAGCAAAUUACAGGCAUUGACAUAGGAAACGAGCAGUCAGCGUUCAUAAUGGUCUCCGUGGGUAAACUGGCAUGCGACAAGGACGAGUUCAAGGAGAUCCUGAUAACGAGCUCAUUCAUGACUCCCAUUGAAAGUAAGAAUUCCACCAACAUCAACCGGGUCCGAUGCUUUGCUGCGAAUGCUCUAGUGGAGUCUGUGGCCAAGGAGAAGUGGGAACUUGUGAAAGUAACUUGCACGCAGCCGUUCAAUCGCCACGUGCAAUACGGACUCUCGUUCAUCACUCUGCAUGUAGCCGGCGACAAAACUUCCGAUGAUGAAGCGAAUCAAUCUAAAAACGUGGCCGACAAAAUGGACUCCUCGCGACUUGGACCACUGCAACUUCGUGAAGAUUCACCAGACUCAGAAAGCGAAUCAAGUAGUUCUCUCUUCAGCAGGUGGAAACAGUCGCGAACAAACCCUUUGUCAGCUGCGGCGGCUAUCCGCGCUGCUUCCAGUCCUUUAGCAUUGAAGACCAAUAGCAACUCGCUAAAGCCGUCAAGAGUGGAAAUAAGCAAUGCUAGCAAACCCAGCGUUCACAGUCCACCGAAAGACGGAACGCCCAAGGUUCGUGAUAGAAAUCGCAAUGAUUUGUUUUAUGAUGAAGAAGAUGACGCUCCUAACGAACGAUUGGAAAAGAAAAUGUCCGCAGAUCGGAAGCGUUCGGACAAAGAAAAGGGCUCUAGCGGCCAAGACAAAAGAAAACAUGAAUCUCAAACCAAAUCCGAAUCUGGUAGCGAACGAAAUAGUCGGAAAGAUGCGCCAAGCUCAUCCAGUAAAUCCCGGAAAGUUGAUUCUGCACAUCAUAGGAACCCCAGCGAAACCAGCAACGAAGGAGACGAUAGAGGCGUGAAGGCAAACAAACGUCACGAAAGCGAGGCAGGAACUAGCAGGAAGCGGCCAUCAUCCUCACCAAGCUCGCAAUCGCACAUUCCCCCGAAGAGAGUUAAGAAUGAAAAGCCAAUUCAGUACAAACCAUUUAAGAAUCUUAUGAGCGACGUCGUGCUCGUUAUCAGCGGGAUUCAGAAUCCCGACCGCGGCGUAAUCCGACAGAAGGCCAUUGAAAUGGGCGCUCGUUAUAAGCCAGACUGGACUGAUGGCUGCACGCACUUAAUAUGCGCAUUCAAAAACACACCGAAAUACAACCAAGUGAGGGGGAAAGGCAAAAUUAUCACGCGGCAGUGGAUUGAGAAGUGUCACAGCCUGAAGAAGCGACUACCUUGGCGGCGGUUCGCACUGGACGACCGUGAAGCUGAAAAACCCGAGAGCGAGGAUGAAAUCUUCGACCUGUCCCUUAGACCACCUGACACUUCAGAACCAGACACGAAGCCCCUCAGUCCCAGCUCCACAGGCAAGAGUCAACGAGAGGACCCAGCACCAGUUGAAGACUCAUCUGAAGAUGUAUUGGUCCUUUAUGACAACGGCGGCAAUCAGAGCUAUUUGGUUUCAUCUGGCUCGGACACUGACGAAGAACUAGAGAAAAUCGCAAGAACCAAAAACAAUGGCGACAAUGAACCGACCUCUGAACACGUAGCCAAAGCAGCAAGCAAAGAUUCACCGCCAGACAAGAAAGCCAAGAAGAAGAAAUUCAUUGUUUUCGAGGCCAGCACUGAAGAGGAUGAGAGCAUCAAAGUUCCAAAGCAACACCCAGAGUCACCAAAACUCUUCGAGGGGAUGAAAUUCUAUCUAAGCAGUCGCCUGCCAACCGCAGGCUUCUCCAAAACGAAGAAGUGCAUCGAACAAUUCCAUGGACAACUCAUCCAUACUUUAUCUGACGCAGACUACGUGAUAUCGACGGACAAAAUUGGAAUCGAUGCAGAGUUCAAGGGUGAAGUCGUCAGUCCCCUUUGGGUGCUUGAGUGUAGCGACAUGGAAUGCCGAGUCCCCACGCGCCGCUAUCUGGUAUGAACGCUGCCUGUUGCAAGUGUGAAAGUGAAUAAAUGACGUAGCAAAUAAACACUUCACUUCGACGCAAAACAAUGGAUUUUCGCAUAAAGGCUUUAUUAUAAGUCGAUUAAGUUAUCCUGAUCACUCGAAUUGAUUUGUAUUUCGCAAGCAUUUAGACUAUCAUUUCCAAUUCCCGUGCGUAGAAUAUCGCCUGCUCUGCAAGCUCCACCGCGGGAAGGGGCUCCUUCGGUUUCGCACUCUUUGUCACAAAAUAAUAAAUAUUGUCUUGCCCCAA